Adineta steineri is the source of this 288-nucleotide messenger RNA. Lineage: Eukaryota; Metazoa; Rotifera; Eurotatoria; Adinetida; Adinetidae. The record is from the annotation of a GenBank genome assembly.
AUGGUAUUGGAACCUUUUGUAUUUAUUAUUAAAUCUGAAAAAGCACUGAAAUACAAAUGUACAUCUUCCGAUUUAUGUAAUAAUGAAACAGCUAUGAAAAGUCUAUUAGAUUCGUUGGUCUUCGAAGAAAGAUUUCCUGAAGAAUUUAAUACAUUAAUUCAAGGAGCCCCGUUCGAUAACUGUAGGCAUGCACCAAUUCCAAUUCGGUUCGGUUCCAAUUCUAGAAUUGGUCGGAAUUGAUUAGAAUUGGAAUUGGAAUUGGUUGGAAUUGGUUAGGAUUGGAAUUGG